AAUACCAGGAAAAUCCUGAAAUAACAGCCACCUCCUACAAGCAAGAAAAAUUUGACUGUGGCUGCAAGUGGAAAAAUUUGGAAAGCCAGCAAUUAAUGCCAUGUCCAGGUGUGACAGUCGGCCUGCGUGAGGUCAUCUCUUCACCUUCAACAAAGCACACACACACACACAUGUCAUUAGCCAAACUCUAAGUAAAGCUACGGUAGCUUGGUUAAUCAUUGUAGUGAUUGUACUACCACUAACCUACGUUUUCCUAGUUCAUCCCACUUCUUUUUAAAGUUACAUACAUCUAGAAUGAACACUCCUACGUUAGCUAGCAAUGGUGGGAGCAGCCCUCCGGGUGUAUCUUCAUCCAAUGAAACUGCAGCGGCCCAUCGCCGUGAACUGAGUGUUGUUGUAGCUUGUUUACUACAAGAAGCUGGAUUUGUUACUGUGGACAAGUGUGCGCUCGGCACGCUAGUCGAGAUUUUGCAGAGCACUCUGGUUGAGGUUGGCCGGACUGCACGAGGAUAUAGUGAGCUGGCUUACAGGACUCAACCUGUUGUGGCUGAUAUUGUUCUUGCAUUUGCUGACAUGGGCAUCAAUUAUGAUGGCUUGCAGGCCUAUUCUCGAAGGGUUGGCCGCAGUGUAGUACCUCCUUCUUCUGUCCAACAAGACAACAAAAGUCACUCCAUUUUACAGGUUGGCGAUAAGAAGCCUCAUUUUGGAUACAUACCUGACAAUUUGCCACCUUUUCCUGACACACAUACCUAUUGUUUCACACCAACAGUUAAGCAGCCAGUAACGGAGUAUGAGGCAAUUCGAGAGAAGGCAGCUACACAGAAGCGCGAUAUUGAGAAAGCACUCACCAAAUUUGGGACCAAAACAAAUCCCACAGAAAGUCUCUUCAUUGCUGAUGACAGAGAAUUCGCCUUGAUCUGCGUGGCGCCGAGCCUCACUCAGAACAUGGAUGCCCUGAUGCCCAGAGAUCAGGUGUUCGAGGCUGAACACGACUGCACGGUAGCGAGAGCGCGCCGUCGUCGCCUCGACCGCCUGCACCAUCAACAGCAACAACAACAGCUCAAAAAUGAACAGGGGGAGCCUGAACAGGAAUUGAAGGCAAUGCCUGAAAUAACAGAGGUGGACAUCGCCGACAACCCUUACCUCCGCCCUGUCAAGCUCCCUCGCAAGAAGACGUCACAAGGCCGCCUCAAGUCACCUGACGUCUUUUCACCUACCCGAGACUCCCACCAGCUCGGCCCGAACAUCAGCAGAAUUGUUCUCAAUGCCAACACCGAUCCUGCAAAUAUUACCGAUCCUCGACGAUCUUUCCAGUCCCCUAGUCCCCGCACGGACUUGCUGUCGCCGACACUUGAGCGCUUCAGCAGCGACGUUCCCCACGCCGAGCUGGAUCUCGAGUACGACGACCAGCCAGGCUAUGAUGAACAGCAGCACGACGCUCCGAGCCCGGCAAUCGAGGAUCAUGUCAUGCAUUAUGAGGAUGAAUCUGCUUAAAAUUGUCAUUCAUUUCAUGUACGUCAGAAUUCAAUUCUCCCUCAACGUGACUUUAGAAUUAGACUUUUUCUUGCGACGGAUAAUUUUUCAUACUCAUGAUCAUGUUCUCUAUAGCCGGGCAUCAGAGAAGCUCGUAUAUAAUUGACGUAAUUAUGUCAUUUAAUUCACGUCAGAAUUCGCUCGUUUUUUCUCUUUUCACACCUUUUCCCAAUACUGCCAAUUUUUUAACCAAUGCUCAUUUCCCUUGGUUAAGUGUAAGAUUUUCUCAAAACGUUUUUCCAGCUUAAUUCAUGCAGAAAACUGCGUAUGGAACGGACGGCAAUGAUUGCUUUUUGAAUAUGCAUUAUGCUUCGCAUCAACGAGCGUAGAUUGAGUGAGUAAUUUAAAUUUAUUCCUGGUUAGUACUUUUUGUUCCUAAAUACAGUGUGGAGAAAACAUCAGCAGCUUUUAACGUAAAUGAAAUCCAUUUAUAGCGCAUUUUCUCAUUUAUUGAAAAAAUGCCCUAUUGUGCUCGUCA
This is a messenger RNA of Hyalella azteca, 2011 nucleotides long. Its product is annotated as transcription initiation factor TFIID subunit 8. The transcript has 7 exons. Gene Ontology annotation, molecular function: protein heterodimerization activity. Gene Ontology annotation, cellular component: transcription factor TFIID complex. The coding region runs from base 295 to 1494 and encodes 399 amino acids. Lineage: Eukaryota; Metazoa; Arthropoda; Malacostraca; Amphipoda; Hyalellidae. Gene Ontology annotation, biological process: transcription initiation at RNA polymerase II promoter. The record is from RefSeq and is a predicted model, not a curated record.